GAAAAAUGCGGGAUUUUAUUAAUAUGAACGUUGGCCUAAUUUCAAACUGCAUUAGUUUUCGCUACACAAAGUUUCACCUUAAAGAGAUAGACAACCGGGUCGAGGAAAGCAAGUGGGAAAAAAGAUUGUCGGCCAGAUCUUUUUAUAGGAAUCUCGCGUAUUAAUGAAAUCCCAUUUAACAGAGACGCUGGUGUCACGAUGAACCCACAGGAUGAGGAGCCAUCAAUCUCGAACAGUGCCGGUCCACCGCUAGUGCCUUCACUGCAUGCUUCAGAACCUAUGGUGAGAGGAGGCAAGCGAAAUUGGCCUUCAAGCUAUGACAAAGCGUAUGACAAACAGGCAUUUUGUUCAAGGUGCCAGGCUUACUCGGUCACAAUUGAAAAAGAUACACCCGGACGAGAAAAAGAAAGGAAGGUCAGGCAGUGUCUGAUUGUUUGCGCCGCUUUUGCCAGUCAUUUUUGGGUUUGUGCCUUUGCCUAUUCAAUUGGUGUAUACUUCGAGGAAUUUCUCCAUGUUUUCAAACAAAGUGCAGGCGCCACUGCAUGGGUUGGGUCACUGAAUUUUCGGAAUACUCUGUUUGUCAGGCCCAGUCAGCAGCAUCGUGUCAGAUCGUUUCAGUUGCCGAGCUGUUGUUAUGGUUGGUGGUCUCAUUGCCUGCGCAGGUCUUGUUCUCAGCGUUUUUGCUACCAGUAUUUCAUACCUCUAUGUUACAUUUGGCAUAUUAACAGGGUUUGGCUUUGGGCUCAGCUUCAACACCACCGUGUUCGUUGUGGGUCUUGCCUUUGAUCGCCACAGGAGCCUAGCUAUGGGGAUAAGUAUCUCGGGAGUAGGAGCUGGGAUGAUAGUGCAACCAUACCUGAUCGAGUAUCUGAUUCACUUUUAUGGAUGGAGAGGAUCCAUGCUGAUCCAGGCAGGCCUGAUGCUACAGAGCGUUGUUUGUGGUGCCCUCAUGAAACUUCCUACUGCCAAACAUAUAACAUGCCUGCCAGAAUGUGAAAAGGCUUCAAAUAUAAAACCCAAAAUCCUAGACUUGGGCAUAUUUGUCAAUUUCAAUUAUGUUGCUCUCACUGCCAAUAUAUUUCUCUUCUGUUUGGGGAUGUCUGUAGUUCUUGUUCAUUUACCACACGUUGCAGACACCUUGUCCUUUUCACACGACCAGAGUGCCCUUCUCAUCUCCAUUAUUGGAAUCACCAACACUAUAGGACGCACUUUAUCAGGUGUGGUAGGCAAUUUACAUUUCGUCAACGUCACCCUGUUAUACGGACUGUCCUAUGUGAUUGCUGGUUUGGCUACAUUAUUUUAUCCAGCUUCCAGUCACUAUGCAAUAAUGGUUAUUUGCUCUAUUAUCUAUGGAUUAUUCACUGCUCCAUUUGGAUCUUUGUUGCCCGAUGUUCUAGUACGCAUUGUUGGAAAACAUAGAAUGACUGCUGGCUACGGGAUGCUGAUGGUGCUUGGGGGCAUUGGGACAAUACUGGGGGCUCCUGUAGCAGGAUGGCUAUACGACGGUCUACACGACUACCAGCCAUCUUUUUACCUGGGUGGUGGGUCCCUUACACUCAGUGGACUGAUCAUGUUUAUUCCAUGGAAAUUUGAGGAUCAUUCAACAAAAAGUACUGAGAAAACCAGGGGAGAUGAAAAGACUAUUCUUGCGACACCGACAGAGAAGGUCUGUGCAGAUGAUGAGGUCGUGUCUGGUCAAAUAUCUUCGGUUUAGAUAUUUCCUUCGAUGAACACGAUGGGCGGCAAUAGAAAAGCGGUUCCCAUGCAAUACAAGAUAAGACAAAGCGUGAUUUAUGAGGUUGCGGUCACUGUCAGUAACAGUCAUUUUGAGGCAUUCGGUGGAUUUAUUCAUCUACCUUUAGUUAUGCUGUAAAGAAUGUAUAAUGCAAAAAAAUAUUUUUAUCUUUUUUCCAAGUUUCAAUUUUACAGCAUUAAGGUAACUUAAUUUAUCUAUUUUUAAUAUUAAGGAAAAUAGUUUUGUAUUAUUGUUGAAAAUAAACUUUUGUACUAUUGAAAUACUCAUAAAUAUUGUCAAAGUAACACAUCAUGCAGCUUUUAUGUGAUUUUUAUACAUUUAUAUCAUAAUGUUUAAACAAGCUGAAUGAUAUUAAAUAUAACAAUUAUUCAAAUACAUUAGAAAUAUAUAUAUAUUAUAUUAUCACUAGAUACAUAACUCGAAAAAAGUGAUAUUAUAUCUUACUUUGAAAAAGCAUGUUUAAACAUUUUAUGUGUAUUUGUUGAAGUUAAUUAUAAAUAAUGUAAUAAAUAAGAGGAAAUAACAAUAUCAAUUGUUCAUUUUGUACUGCUCUGUGUAGUACAUAAAUGAUGUGCCGAAUGAAUAUAUCAAAAGGCAGUGUUAAA
Molecule: messenger RNA, 2361 nt
Organism: Lingula anatina
Lineage: Eukaryota; Metazoa; Brachiopoda; Lingulata; Lingulida; Lingulidae
Product: monocarboxylate transporter 13
Biological process (GO): monocarboxylic acid transport; transmembrane transport
Molecular function (GO): monocarboxylic acid transmembrane transporter activity
Source: RefSeq, a predicted model, not a curated record